Molecule: messenger RNA, 1642 nt
Organism: Castor canadensis (American beaver)
Lineage: Eukaryota; Metazoa; Chordata; Mammalia; Rodentia; Castoridae
Gene: Icam1
Product: intercellular adhesion molecule 1
Biological process (GO): cell-cell adhesion
Cellular component (GO): plasma membrane
Molecular function (GO): integrin binding
Source: RefSeq, a predicted model, not a curated record
CCCUGGUGCUGCGCCCCGCGUCCCGCUCCGGCCCGCUAUGGCUCCCACCCGUGCCCAGCCCGCGCUGCCUCUGCUUCUCCUGGCCCUGACCGCCGUUCUGCUGCCAGGGCCUGGAGGUGCCAGAACAUCUGUACAUCCUCCAGAAGCCAUCCUGCCCCGAGGGGGCUCCAUCCAGGUAAACUGCAGUGCAUCCUGUGCCACGCCCCUCAUGCUGGGUCUGGAGACUCAGUUGCCCAAAGUGGAGGUGGACAGUGGAGACAACUGGAAGCUGUUUGAACUGAGUGACAUACAAGAAGACAGCAGUCCGAUAUGUUUCUCAGACUGUGGCCAUGACCAGGAGACAGCUUUGGCCACCAUCACCGUGUACUGGUUCCCUGAGGUCCAGCUGGCCCCCCUGCCCCCUUGGCAUCCCGUGGGUGACAACCUCACCCUGCGCUGUCUGGUGACAGGCGGGGCACCUCGGGCCCGGCUCUCCGCGGUGCUGCUCCGCGGGGAGGAGGAGCUGAGCCCGCGGCGGCCCGUGGUGGGGGAGCCGGCCGAGGUCACAGCCACGCUGCUGGCGGGCAGAGGUGACCAUGGCGCCAAUUUCUCCUGCCGCACGGAACUGGACCUGCGGCCGCAAGGGCUGGGAUUGUUCCAGAACACGUCGGCCCCCAGGCAGCUUCGAACCUUCGUCCUGCCCGUGACUCGCCCACAACUUGUCGCGCCCGAGCGCCUGGAGGUGGGCACCCUGGAGCCUGUGGACUGCUCCCUGGAUGGGCUGUUUCCCUCUUUGGAGGCCCAGGUGCACCUGGAGCUGGGGGAGCAGAGGCUGAACUCCAUCACUACAUACCACGAGGACUCCGUGUCAGCCAAGGCCACCAUCCAGGUGACCGCGGAGCAGGAGGGCAUCCAGCUGCUGCGCUGUGUGGUCAGACUGGCGAACCAGACCCGGGCGACGCACAGCACUGUGACCGUCUACGACUUCCCAGGUCCCAAUUUGACUCUGAGUGAGCCGGAGGUCUCGGAAGGGAACCUGGUGACAGUGUCUUGUGAAGCCCAUGCUGGAGCUGUGGUGACACUUAGCGAUGCCCAACCUGGGCCACCAUCUUCGCAAGUCAAAUUCCUGAUAAACGCCAGCGCGGAGGAUGAUGGGCGACUCUUCUCUUGCUCUGCUGCCUUGGAGGUGGCAAGGAAGGUGUUGUACAAGAACCGGACCCUGGAGCUCCGUGUCCUUUAUGGCCCCCGGCUGGACGAGAGGGAUUGUUUGGGGAACUGGACGUGGCAAGAGGGAUCCCAGAAGACUCUGAGAUGCCAAGCUUGGGGAAAUCCAGCCCCCCUGCUGAGCUGUACCCGGAAAACAGAUGGGGCUCUGCUACCCAUCGGGGUUGUGAGCUUUGUCAAACGGGAACUUGAUGGCACCUACCUGUGUCGCGCAGUGAGCUCCCGUGGGGAGGUCACCCGGGAAGUGUUCCUUAAAGUGCUAUGGGACAACCAAAAUAACUUGGUCAUCAUUAUUGUGGUGAUAAUCGCAGCCCUAGUGAGCACCCUGGUCUUGGCUGCCUACCUCUAUAAUCGCCAGCGGAAGAUCAAGAAAUACAAGAUACAGAAGGCUCUGGAAGGGGCCACCAUGAAGCUGAACACACAAGCCACGCCCCCCUGA